UCUAAUACAUUGAGGAAUCCCAUAAUUACCAAAGAAAACAGGGAAAUAUCUGACAGAUGUGGCACAGUCUCUGACAGCUUUAAAGAAUGCCGUCAGUUCUUCUACAUGCAUACAGUACCCACAGGUAUCCGAGGGGACAAUCUGAAGAGGAUAUGCCAACGAUAUGGAGAUAAACUACGCUACGCCACACUAUAUGACAGCAGUCGCCGUUUGGCGCUUUAUUCGGCUUACACCUUCAAAAAGUCUGAUGGACAGAGGAGGAUGGACACACCCUGGAUGUAUGAACCACAGUUGGUUUCUGCUGAUGAAAGUGGAAACAUGAGAGAGUUGCCCUCUAGUGGUGAAACCGACCAACUUCUUAAGGAGAGCCAAGCUGUGUUAGAAGACUAUGUUGAUGCGGUGGACUACGAGCGAAGCCCACUUAACCCUGACCAGCACCAGGCGGACAACCAAGACAAAGCAGCUACCUAUACUCUCACAAAUGUGGUACCUCAGAUCACAGACUUAUUGGAGGGUCCAUGGGCCAUUUAUAUCGAUACGGUACGCCGCCGCCUGAAUAACUUCUGCCGUGGUGCUGCCUAUGUGGUGACUGGGGUGACUGUAUCAGGUGUGACCAUCCGAAGAGGAAGAGAGGACCGCAUGGCCAUCCCAAAGCACUUGUGGUCCACUUAUUGCUGUCCACGGUUUGAUCGAAACUCACCCUAUGAUGUACGAUACAUGUUUCCCACAUAUGCAGCAUAUGCUUUGAAUGAGAUAGUGGGACACAGUGUUACAGAAGUGCCUUUGACAGCUUUAGAGACCUUUCUGAAAAAUCAGACUGGCAUGGACAAAAACGUGAACAUCUUUUUCAAAGACUGUCUCACAGAAAAUACACAUACCAAUAGCAAGUGA
This is a messenger RNA of Sinocyclocheilus grahami, 891 nucleotides long. Its product is annotated as endonuclease domain-containing 1 protein-like. The transcript is spliced from 3 exons. The annotation marks the transcript as partial. Gene Ontology annotation, molecular function: hydrolase activity; metal ion binding; nucleic acid binding. Lineage: Eukaryota; Metazoa; Chordata; Actinopteri; Cypriniformes; Cyprinidae. The record is from RefSeq and is a predicted model, not a curated record.